This is a messenger RNA of Morone saxatilis (striped sea-bass), 1325 nucleotides long. RefSeq names its product transcription elongation factor A (SII) N-terminal and central domain containing 2 (gene tceanc2). Gene Ontology annotation, biological process: DNA-templated transcription. Gene Ontology annotation, cellular component: nucleus. The record is from RefSeq and is a predicted model, not a curated record. The transcript is spliced from 4 exons. Lineage: Eukaryota; Metazoa; Chordata; Actinopteri; Moronidae. Bases 332 to 955 code for a protein of 207 amino acids.
GGCAACAUUAGCAGCUACUAUUUACCAUAGCCAUUUAGCUGUAGCUAGUUUUACUUAACAGAUUUGUCACCAUUGCGGUUAUAAAGGCGACUAUUAAUUAGUGGAGUGUGGAGCUGUGGCUCGAACCAAGCCAGCAAUGUGUUUAAUAUUAUAAAAUUGAAUGUCAAACAGAGGUUGGAGUGAGUGAGGUAACGUUAGCCAGGUAGCACCGGUUGUCUCUGGACCUCUUCUUUAACCUGAACUUAGUUAACGUUAUCUUCAACCAAUUCCCUUUUAUUGAACAAAACCAACAAGUCUAUUAACCAGGCGGCUUGCUGCUUUAUAUUUUAAGAUGGACAAGUUUGUAGUGCGGCUUCCCAAAGGGGAAACACCUAAAAAAGCGAAAAGCAACGACAAGGUUUACAAACAAGCUACAAUUGAAUCUUUACGGAGGGUGGUUGUGAUUGAGGACAUUAUGCGGUACAAGUCCAUCUUAGAGCUUCCAGAGCAGAGCAAGGACAACCUGCUGACUGCCCUGACAGACCUGAGCAAGAAGAUCCCAUCCAGGGAGGUGCUCAAGUCCACAAAAAUAGGUCACACUGUCAACAAAAUGCGAAAGCAUCUGGACCCUGAGGUGAGUUCAAUGGCAACAAAGGUUUACACUGACUGGAGGACGUUUAUCGAGGAGAAUUCCAAUAAGCCGUCCAUUGAAGUGCGUGCCGACAAACAAUCUGAAGGACUCAGGAGCAACGCUAGAAGACUAAUGUCUGAAGCCCUGGAGGUCAAGGAGGAUUCUGGUCUUAUAGACAACAUUGAGAGAGAAGUGUUUCACCAGAGCUCCCGAUUAGUCAGCAGCUCAUACAGACGGACUGUUAGAGCACUGGUGUUUGCCUUCAAACACAACCCUGAGAUCAGAACUCAAGUGAAGGACAGCACAAUAUCAGUAAACCAGCUGGUUUCUAAAUACAAGAAAUAGAAAAAGAAGAAGCAGAAGACGAUGAACUGAUAAACAAUUAGGCUGAGCCUGUGACUGCAUAUUUAAGACUUCUGGUUGUUUUACUUGAAAUGUGUUAAGGUUUUUUGAUGCAUACACAUUUUCUUUGUAACUUUUUUAUUAUUUUAUUGAUUUUCUGUAAAGGAGAUAUAAAAUACUUUUACACUUUGUGGCACAUAAGCAGCCUAACACUGUUUUUAAAAAACAUGUCAAUCACAAGAGUAUGUCAUUUAUUGUUGGUGGUGAUGAUAAUGCCAUUCCUUUGUACUGGAAUCAUGAUGUUUAUUGAUUGUGGGUCUUUUUUUUAUACUGUUUGUGAAAUUUUUUAUACAAAAUAUUGGAAAUAUGACAA